Messenger RNA from Fusarium odoratissimum NRRL 54006, 2080 nucleotides. RefSeq names its product CDP-diacylglycerol-inositol 3-phosphatidyltransferase. The record is from RefSeq and is a predicted model, not a curated record. Gene Ontology annotation, molecular function: CDP-diacylglycerol-inositol 3-phosphatidyltransferase activity. Gene Ontology annotation, cellular component: Golgi apparatus; membrane. Gene Ontology annotation, biological process: phosphatidylinositol biosynthetic process. NCBI's taxonomy places the organism in Eukaryota, Fungi, Ascomycota, Sordariomycetes, Hypocreales, Nectriaceae. The coding region runs from base 442 to 1371 and encodes 309 amino acids. The transcript has 3 exons.
AGAUCUAAACAUGUCCGAGCCUACCGAAAAACCACCCCCUGUUGUUCGCUUGGCGGGAGCAUCUCAUGGAAAGGGAGCCUCUAACCUAAGCUCACCUUACCUUCCGCCGUUCGUCAUCACCCAUUGACUUCCUCCGCUCGGCUCGAGUUUUUGGAGCUUCCUCCUCGAUUCUAUUUUUCUUCCUUCGCAUCCGCUCCUUCUGACAUCUUCAACGAGUCUCUUUUGUUAACCUUCCGCGAAACGCGACAACUCUACCUAUAAAUCCUCUUUGGCCUCUUCGAUAGCUUCAACAGCGCCAAGUAAUCCCUGCCCCUUUCGCAGAUUCUGUCCGUUAUCUCGAUCCAAACUCCGCCGCUGCAUGAUAAGCCACACCACCUUGAUAAUCACGACAACUCGAAGCUUCAUCUUCCACAUACAAUAAUACAAAACCUCAUUAACACCAUGAGCCCACGAACUCGACGACAGGCCGCAAAGGCCCAAAACCCUUCCUCUGAUUCCGAGCCUGAAGUUAGAUCCAACGGUAACGGGUCUGCCAACGGCGUCGCGGAUGCUUCGGACGAUGCCCCUCGCGAGAACAUCUUCCUUUUCAUCCCCAACAUUAUUGGCUACGCGCGCAUCGUCCUUGCUAUCGCGUCACUCUACUACAUGCCCCUCCAUCCUCGUACUUGCUCGUUCCUCUACAGCGUCUCAUGUCUCCUCGAUGCCCUUGAUGGCUACGCCGCGCGUAUCUACGAACAGUCCACUCGCUUCGGCGCUGUUCUUGAUAUGGUCACAGAUCGCUGUACUACAGCCUGUCUUAUUGUCUUCCUCUCCUCCGCCUUCCCUCGAUGGGCCAUUGUUUUCCAGGGCUUGAUUGCUCUUGACCUUGCCAGCCACUAUAUGCAUAUGUAUGCUACUCUCGUUGUCUCAGGCACCAACGCCAGUCACAAGAGCAUUGACGAGAGCAAGAACUGGCUAUUGCGCCUCUACUACACCAACAAGAAUGUCCUAUUCGCCCUUUGCGCUCUCAACGAGCUCUUCUUCAUCGCCCUCUACCUCCUCUGCUUCUCGUCUCCUCUCGUCUCGCCCUACCUCAUCAAGCCCAUCCAGACUGUUGGUGCCGAGCUUCAGGCUGGUGCUCAAGUCAACACUUCGAUCCUCGCCCAGAUCUUCCCCGACCCCUUCAGCCCUGCUGCUCUCGAGCUUGCACGUGCGAACAAGAUGGAUUCUACAGUACCUUGGAUAAUUGCCGGGGUUAGCUUUCCUUUUAUGUUCCUCAAGCAGUUCAUCAACUGCGUUCAGCUUUACAAUGCCAGUUUGGGCCUCGCCGAGAUCGAUCUCAAGACUCGCAGAGAGCAGGGUCUCCCCCGCCCCAAGCCCAAGGAAGCUUAAAUUUAACAAGCUUUCUUCUAAUGGUCUCCCUGAAAUUCGAUAAUAGCUCGAUGGGAUAGGACGACCAUUUUGUUAACUAUAUGAAAACUAGCAGAUUCUACCAGCUACCUUUUUUUGUGACUGAGAAAACGGCUUGUUUCAAGUUGUGUCUUUAGUCUGUUUCAACAUGCUCUGUCUUGCCAGGGAGCAAUCAAGUAGGGAUUAUUGGAGGGGAAUACUGAGGGUUUCCCCUUACUGCAUGACGCGGCGUAUGAGGUGCGGUUUUAAAGACUCUGACUCCGGAGGGGAUGAGACUUACUGGGUAAAAGUAUUGGAAGAAGCGGCGUCCUCGAAAGCAGUUGGAGGGAUAUCAUGGACUGCUGGAGGAGAUAAUCGUGGGAAUCUUUUGAAAGCUUUUUUCAUGGAAUCUAGCGGGUGCGUUUAGACCUCGUUAUACACUUUUCUUUUUAUUCAUGGUGGCCUCUUCCUUUUGUUUUAUUCUUGGCCUAUACUUUGUUAAUAGUAGACGAUGUCGAUACACUCGCUGGAACUGAGUAAGAUUCACAACAUAAUUCUUAUAAAAAAUGACUGAUACAUUAGUUGUUCCAUUUCUUUGAAGAGUAAAACAAGCAUGAGAAUACUGGUCAUGUGGUUCCCAAGGCUAAUGGGCACUUAUACGAGAAAUCACUAGGAUUGACCAGGGGUAUGGCCAUCGAUCGUCUCAAUUAAC